CGCCUUCCUCAGCGCCAACGGCACCGCCUGGCCCCCGGCCCCGGCCGGGACGGCCCCGGUGUCCCGUGGGCGAGGUCCGGCUGCCAGCGGCUGUCCCGUGCGGGGCCGGGGGCAGAGCCCGCCAUGUGCAGCGCCGGGCACCGACCGCGUGGGCACGGGGCCGGCCGGGACCUCGCCGGUGGCUGGAGCCGUGCCAGGGGUGGGUGCGUCCCCGCUCCCACGGCCCGGCCAAAGUCACCCGGGUUUUUAUACGUGGAGGUGUGGGAACGGGGGCCGGGCGGAUUCACCCCCUGCUGCUCUUCCAGGAAGGAAGUUUGGGGUUUGGUGGAAUUUUCCGUGGGGAAACCCGCUGGGGCAGAGCCAGUCCUCGCCGUGCCGAGCCCGGGCGCAGCCGAACUCCCGUGCGGCACCGGGCAGCAGCGGCAGAGACCCCGCGGCCGAGGCCAUGGACCCCAAGGACCGCAAGAAGAUCCAGUUCUCGGUGCCGGCGCCCCCCAGCCAGCUGGACCCCCGCGCCGUGGAGAUGAUCCGCCGGCGCAGGCCCACGCCUGCCAUGCUCUUCCAGCUCUCCGAGCACUCGUCCCCAGAGGACGAGUCCCUGCCCUACCAGCGAGCCUCCGGCGAGGGCUGCCUGCUGAAACCAAAGAGGAACAACCCGUGUGCCUACACGCCGCCCUCGCUCAAAGCGAUGCAGCGCAUCGUGCAGUCCCACCUGGAGAGCGGCCUGGCCGGGGGGGACAGCUCGGACGGAGAGGCCGACGACGGGGACCACGAGCUGGCCCGCGCCUGCGACCCCGACAGCGCCCUCGAGCCUGCCCUGGGGAGCCAGGUCCGAGCCGAGCGCAGCAUCUUCCCUGCCACCAAGGCGCACAAGAGGAAAGGGGGCCAGAAGGUGUCCUUCGCCGGCGGCAUCGACGAGCGCGGGGAGGACCUGAAGGCGCUCAGCGUGUCCGACAUCCCCGAGGACCCCGAGGGGGCCGAGGAGGGUGACGAGGAGGAGCCGGAGGACGGCAGCGACGCCAGCAAGGAGCGGCGACACGUGGGCUUCGCCGAGGCCCCCCCGCGCCCCGCCGGCACCGAGCGCCCCUCGCCCACCUUCCCGCCGGGCACCAGCUAGCCGCGCAGCCCACCGCCCCCCCCCACGGGCCGCCGAUGACCCCCCCCCCCGGGGGGGUCAAGCCGCCCUCGCUUCGCUCCGCAAGCCCCCCCCCGGAGCACCACCCCCCCCCCCCCGGCCUGGCCGCCCGUCGUUGCCUGCGCUUCGCCUGCGCCGUGCCCCCCCCACCCCCC
Molecule: messenger RNA, 1290 nt
Organism: Cygnus olor (mute swan)
Lineage: Eukaryota; Metazoa; Chordata; Aves; Anseriformes; Anatidae
Gene: PPP1R1B
Product: protein phosphatase 1 regulatory inhibitor subunit 1B
Exons: 9
Coding region: 446-1117 (223 amino acids)
Biological process (GO): intracellular signal transduction
Cellular component (GO): cytoplasm
Molecular function (GO): protein phosphatase inhibitor activity
Source: RefSeq, a predicted model, not a curated record